GGAUCCGGCUUCUGCGUCAGGAAGGGAUCAUGAGCCUUUUCUAGGCUGAGCAUCUCUGGUUUUCCGGGCUGCGAGCAGCGUUGGAAGCUCCAGGCAUCAUGACGGACUGGGUGCUCCUGGGCAUGAUCGGGGCGCUCGUUGUGCUGCUGUUGCUGACGGUCUUYGGUUUCGCCGUCUACUCGGGGCUCUUCACGGAGGUGGUCGUGAGCGCCGGCUCCCCACCCGUCGGCAGCAUCACACUGGCCUACAAGUUCCGCGUGGGGCCGUACGGCGAGUCGGGGCAGCUCUUCACGGACGGCUGCAGCAUUUCCUCGAAGCUCUGCUCCAUCGGUGUCUACUACGACAACCCUCACACGGUGGCCCCAGAAAAGUGCCGGUUUGCCAUAGGCCGCAUCCUGAGCGAGGGCGAUGCGAAGCCGUCCGAGGAGCAGAUCAAGCAAUUCCAGAAGUAUGGCUUCAAGAUCUUCUCCUUCCCUGCUCCCAGCCACGUGGUCAUGGCCACGUUCCCGUUCACCACGCCGUUGUCUAUCCACCUGGCAGUCAGCCGUGUCCACCCGGCCCUUGACACCUACAUCAAGGAGAGGAAGCUGUGUGCCCACCCCAGACUUGAGAUCUACAAAGAAGACCGAAUCUAUUUCGUGUGUCCCCUUGCUCGCCAAGGGGACUUUUAUGUGCCUGAAAUGAAAGAGUUGGAGAGGAAGAGCAGAGCUGCGGCAGCUGAGGCUGAAGAUGCACAGACAGAUAUCACAGGGGCCGACACCAUGAGUGAGACCAGCUCYGUCAGCCUGGAGGCCACAACGGGCAGCAGAGACACCUCAGUGGCCACCUCCAUCCUGUCACCAUUCCCAGCCAGCCGUGGCCGGGAAGAGGCCGACAAUCGUAGCGAGCACAGCUACAGCGAGUCGGGAGCCAGUGGCUCUUCCUUCGAGGAGCUGGACCUAGAAGUCACUGGGGAUGGCGAGGGAGCUCCAGGCCUGCUGCCUGACUUGGGCUACGCAGAAGRCAAGGAGGUCACAGGCAAGUGGACCAAGGAACCCGUUGCUGCUGAGAGAGGCGAGGAGUAAAGCAGGGACCUUGCUUCCUCGCCUUCCGUAGGGAUCCGAAGUACUGGGAACUGGCCAUCUUUCCUGUCUCCUUCCUCUCCAGCCAAGAGAUUUGAGUUACUGAUUCUUCCUGGGACUUGCUCUCCUCCUUUGCAGAAGAAAAAAAAAAAAAAAAAAGAAAAAGAAAGAAAGAAAAAGGUGUUUGAACGAUACCAGGAUGGAUGGUUCAGCCAUGGUGGUGUGUAGCUGAAAGGCUACAACGCUUUAGGUUGUAGGUCUYCUACAACGCUUUAGGGGUGCUGGGGUAGGUGCAGGCUGGUGGGCAGCAAAACGYGGCUGCAGUUUAGGUGACCCUGGGUUGCAAAGUCUCUGUGGGCAUCGCUGAGUGUGUGUGGGCGCAGGGCACGGGUUCCUCCUCUCUCGGCCGAGGCCCCUCUCUCUCCCGCAGCCUGUUUCUGUGUCACACGAGGUGUGUGUCUUCUAGCACCAAAGAGCAAUGAAUAGGGUUGGUUAAUUUUGUCCCUCCUGCCACUUCCUUCUCUCUUCCUUGCUGGAAAUUGAAACAUCUGGUGUAAAAUUGUCCUCCUGAAACUGCCUUGGGAGCUUCUGGAAUCUGUAAUAAAGUGGAUGCUUUUCC
Nothoprocta perdicaria is the source of this 1680-nucleotide messenger RNA. RefSeq names its product testis expressed 264 (gene TEX264). The transcript is spliced from 5 exons. Bases 99 to 1064 code for a protein of 321 amino acids. Gene Ontology annotation, cellular component: endoplasmic reticulum membrane; replication fork; nucleus. The record is from RefSeq and is a predicted model, not a curated record. Gene Ontology annotation, biological process: reticulophagy; protein-DNA covalent cross-linking repair. NCBI's taxonomy places the organism in Eukaryota, Metazoa, Chordata, Aves, Tinamiformes, Tinamidae.